Molecule: messenger RNA, 1163 nt
Organism: Zeugodacus cucurbitae (melon fly)
Lineage: Eukaryota; Metazoa; Arthropoda; Insecta; Diptera; Tephritidae
Gene: Pex2
Product: peroxisome biogenesis factor 2
Exons: 4
Coding region: 113-973 (286 amino acids)
Biological process (GO): protein import into peroxisome matrix
Cellular component (GO): peroxisomal membrane
Molecular function (GO): zinc ion binding
Source: RefSeq, a predicted model, not a curated record
AUCGGUUUUGUUUUCAUCACAUUGUUCAUAUUCGUAUUUUCCUUUUGAAAGGUGCAGAGUACAAGUUAAAUUUUAAAUUAAUUUUAGAUAUAACUAUUACAUUUAUAUUCUUAUGGUUGAAAUGGUUGAAAGAAACGUUUACGUUCCUCGAGUUAAUCAGAUUGAUGCCAUUCAUUUAAAUAAGGAUAUCACACGAUUAAUACGUGAUAAUUUACUUGAAAACUUACAAGCUAUUUCACCCGCAUUGUUUGCGAAGAUACAACCGGAAUUGGACUUAUUUGUACAGUCGGCAAUUUGGUUCGGAUCGAUUGGUAAGCAAGGCUCAACGUUUGGUCAACAAUUGCUUGUCCUUUCCUAUGAUUCAGAACGUCUAACUUUAUCCCGAUUGUGUCUUCAUUUUGCAUUAACGAUAAUUCCAAGAUAUUUAAAGAAUUUGGACGAACGUCGUUUGACUAUACAUUCUGAAUGGUUACACAAAGCAAUCGAGUGGGGAGAAAAUACGGCUCUUUUAUUGUCGGUCUUAAAUUUCUUUCGCUUCUUAAAAACAGGUCGCAAACCGACUGUAGUAGACUUUUUACUUGGUUUAGAUUAUAUAAGUUUGCGACACAACCAAAGGCGGGAUAUAGGCUACAAGUAUCUCACACGUGAAUUACUGUGGGGAGGUUUCAUGGAAAUAUUGGGACUUCUGCUGCCAGUAAUUAAUUUUAGAAAAAUUAUGCGGUUUCUAAACCGUACUUUGAAGAGUGUUAAUGUCAAUACAACAGAGAACAGACGUAAGGCUAGUGAUGAUAAAGUCAUUUUACAUUCGAAUACUAUAUGCGCCUACUGUGAAGAAAGACCAACGAUACCACAUCACAUGAGUUGUGGUCAUAUCUACUGCUAUUAUUGUUUGUCAGCCAACAUUUCUACUGAUGCUAGUUUCAAUUGUACGAAAUGUGGCGCAAGUUCUACGAAUGAUAUACAAGCACUUUAGCCGAAUUUAUUUUAAAUACAAUAAAUGUAUAACGUAAAGUAAUCACAUUACUGAUAUCAGACAAAAUGUUAAAAUUGUAUAUAGAUUUAUACGGGUAACGUUGAUUAGAAAUAUUUAUUAAGUUAAACUCUUGAGAGCCUAUUUCGUUUUUGUCAUCUAGAAGCAAUAAAAAAUUACACUCUUAAUUAAA